Paramuricea clavata is the source of this 177-nucleotide messenger RNA. NCBI's taxonomy places the organism in Eukaryota, Metazoa, Cnidaria, Anthozoa, Malacalcyonacea, Plexauridae. The record is from the annotation of a GenBank genome assembly.
AUGAUAAGGAAACAACAAGAAGAAUGGUUAAAGAAGAAAGUAGAACUGCAAAUGCAAAUGCAAAUGCAAAGUGAAGCAACAGGGGGUGUAACAGCUGGCACAACAAACGAAACUCGAUCUACAGUUAAGCUGGAAAAGUACACUAUAACACCAUUUACAGGGGAUUACAUGGACUGA